AUUGCAUUCAAUGCUCUGCAGUUAGCUAGGGCUUGCAGGCCAUGCUGAGUUGUCAUCAGAUAACACUUCAGUAAACAUUAUAAAACAAGGAUCUUCUGGCAGAUAUCAAACCUGAGAGAUAAGAGAGUGACUCAGAGCCAAGGCUAUGAAAUAUAUGCAGAGACCCAGCAGCUAUCCAGGCAGGGUAGCAUCAGUAUAGAUAGAUAUCCUGACAUCCAUUGAAAACAACCUUGCCAGCUGUGUCCCACAGUCCUUCUCUCCUGGGUCCAUUCUUCAAGGGGAGAAUAAAUUGGAUGUUGUCCCAAGCUCUUGGAAGUCCUGGAAGAGGUGGAGUUUUCCUUUGUCACUGAAGGAGGAAUUUGAAAUCCCAGGGCAUCUAACGGAGAAACAGGAAAGCAAGGAUGGAAAUAUUUCACAAACACCAGGGUGAAGGUAAAGUCCGAAUUUCCUAUGAGCUCUCGGAAGGGGAAAAACUAGGCACAAGCAACAGAAAGGUGCAGGUGAAGAAAUGCCUGGAUAGCCUUGGGAUUCCCUGUAAUCUGGAAGAUGUGCCCAAUAUUGCCAUCCUGGGAGCUGGGGGAGGUCUGCGGGCCAUGAUCGCCCUUCAUGGAACCCUGCAGGAGCUACAAAAGCAUGGUCUCCUGGACACCAUCAUGUAUCUGUGUGGGGUCUCAGGUGCAACAUGGUGUAUGUCAUCUCUCUACAACAAUGGGGACUGGGCAGAGAAAUUGCAGGCCUUGGAGAAACACAUGUGUGAUGCACUUACCAAAUCCAUCUGGAACCUCAGAAAGGCAACGGAAAUGCUACUCGAGGCAGCUAAGGAUGAAAACUAUUCCCUGACUGAGUUCUGGGCCUAUACUGUGGUCUAUGGAAUGUUACAUGAGCUGGACAAGGGGCACUUGUCGGAGCAGAGGGGUGCGUCUGAGAAUGGAAAUAAUCCCUACCCCAUCUAUGCAGCUGUGGAUGAGCGAAAUUUCUGCAAAGUAACUGAAUACUCUCCAGAAACCUGGUUCGAGUUCACCCCCCAUGAAGCCAGCUUUCUUGGCUAUGGAGCAAGUGUAUCCAUGGAAUACUUUGGAAGUGAAUACAAGAAUGGGGUGAUAAAGAAGCAGAAAGAAGAGAAAAACAUGAGUUACCUACAAGGUUUGUGGGGAAGUUGCAUUGGCAGCAAAGAAGAAAAUGAAAAAGUCAUAAAAGAUAUGUUCUUUGGUAUCUUUAAGAGAAACAGGGGAUCACAUUCACCAUUCUCGGUGGCUAACGAAAGUGGUUGGGAAGGAACAUUGGAGGGGUUUCCAGCACCCACCCUUGAACCUGAAGCCAGUGAUAUGGAAGGUGCUUUACAGAGUGGGCCAGGAGGACCUUCACCACGUACCUUUUCACCAGGUACUAUGGACAGUUCAAUUACUGGAGAAAUUGUGAGCAGCGUAGGCUCGGCAGUGGAUUUAGCUAGGAUGUUGUCUAAAACCACUUACGAUCUCUUGCACUGGAAAUGGGGAACCAUUAGUAACUUUCUUUACAAAUGCUCUGGUAUUGACACCCCUGAGCUGGUGAACGAGAAAGUCAUCUCCUUGGUUGAUGCUGGCAUAGCCAUAAACUGUGCUUACCCCCUGUUUCUCCGCUCGGACAGGAAAGUGAAACUGAUCCUCUCCUUUGACUAUGGGCCUUUCAAUCCAUUUCAGACACUCAAGCAAGCUGCCAAAUACUGUGAAGAAAACUGCAUCCCGUUUCCUAAGGUGGAUGAGAAAUUGCUCCAAGACCCAGAUAACCCAUCCGACUGCUACAUCUUCAGAGGAGAGGGUGCUCCUACCAUCAUGCAUUUCCCACUUUUCAACAAAGUGAAUUGCCCAGGCUAUGUGAAGGAAUGGGGAAUUAAAUUCACCCCCAUUCGCUUUCUCUACAAUGAGGGACACAUCCACAAACUCCUCCAGUCAGCCAGGCUGAAUGUGUUGAACAACAAAGACAAGAUUCUGCAGGAGAUCAAACACAUUCUGGCUCACUGCAGCAAGAAGGCAAGCUCUUAAGAAGACUUUUUCAUCUAUGCCCUGCAUACGUUAAAGACACCCAGUAGAUUCUGAAAAUGACAGAAUUGUCACCUGGCUGGAAAAUGUCAUUAUUUGGGAUCACAGUGGGGAGAGGAAUCUCAGCUUCUGCUAUGAAAGCAUGAGUAUCUAGCCUGCGAGUUAACCCUGUAACUUGACUGCACAUUAGUUCAGCAAUUCUGAUUCUGUGCAUUAGUCAAAGAAAAAUUCUCUCUUGGUAUAAAUCAUUCUUUGCUUGCUGUUGUGGAUUAUUGCUCAAUCAGUCUCUGCUCUGUGUGAUGCCAGAUGCCUUUGUCUCCUGCCGCACAAUUAAUGUUCAAUCAAUAAAGCCUAUAGCAUCACA
Molecule: messenger RNA, 2382 nt
Organism: Trachemys scripta elegans
Lineage: Eukaryota; Metazoa; Chordata; Testudines; Emydidae
Product: cytosolic phospholipase A2 gamma-like
Exons: 16
Coding region: 402-2021 (539 amino acids)
Biological process (GO): glycerophospholipid catabolic process
Cellular component (GO): nucleoplasm; cytosol; nuclear envelope
Molecular function (GO): calcium-dependent phospholipid binding; calcium ion binding
Source: RefSeq, a predicted model, not a curated record